AUGGCACGGGAACCUUCUGCUCUUCACCCAGAAGAAUUGCUCCUGUAUGACGACGAAUACCAGGUCGUCGUAUGCCAGCAAUGCAAAUACGCACUUCGUGGAACCGCUAUUGACAGGCAUCUGAAAGAGGUUCACAAGAUCCUCCGGUCGUCACGACACCCGUACAUGGCCUACGUCUCCAAAUUUCCUCUCCUCGAGCCUGAAGAAGUUAUCACCAAGCCUAUGAAUGAUUUCCCCGUUCCUUUCCUACCUGUCUUUGAUGGUUUGAAGUGCCUGGAUAGUUCUUGUAGCUACCUAUGCAUUUCUACAAAGCGCAUGCAAAAACACUGGCUGUCGGAACACGGAAGACAUGGGUAUGACAACAAAGACUGGCAACCUGCAUUGCUUCAAACAUUCUUCAGAGGAAACUCACUACGGUACUUUACGGGGCCUUCGAAGGAGCCAACUUGUGGAGGAAACCAGGUUGUAACAAGUUAUGGAUCGCCACAGAUGAUCCAAACUCUUAAUGAUGGCCAUUUAACUCCCUCCAAGGACGAGCUUUUGCAGCACUUUCAAACUUCAACAUCCAACACAAUCGUAAGAGGCGAGGAGGAUCUCUGGCGCCAUACUUUACCCCAACUUGCCGCCUCUCACCAAUUUCUAAUGCAUGCCAUUCUCGCUUGCUCGGCGUUGCAUCUCGCCGCUAAACAUCCGUUACAACAGCAAUACCUUAUUUGCGCAUUCAAGCAUCAGAAUAUUGCCAUGCCCAUGUUUCGAGAUGCUGUGGCGAAAGUGACAGAAGAUAACUGCCACGCUAUUCUAGGAUUCAUGCAUCUUCUAGUCGUGUAUUCUUUCGGUGCCGAGAGACAUGAGGAUUCACUCCUAUUGAUUGAUACCUCAAGCCCAGAGCCGGACUUCUUGUUGAGCUGGCUGUAUUAUCGACGCAAUGGAUGUACUCUUUUGGGAAAUUACAAGGAGCUGAUCUCAUCUGGACCUUUGAAACAGCUCUGUCGAUGUUGGCACCUACCAGAUAUAACAACUGAAAAACUCCCACAGACAAAGGAUGUACUGCUUGUAGCCCUGGAGGACUUGGUUACAUCUCUGCACAAUGGGGGUGAGCUUUCAAAGGAAGACUAUCAUGCAGUUGAGGAAGCAGGCCAUCGACUUCUCUGCGCAUUUGUGAGAGCCGAUAACUUGGGCAGCGACUUCAACCCAUGGGAUGCGGUCUGCGGCUGGCCGAUGCUGGUCUCUUUACAAUACACGCGUCUUCUCGCGCAGCAGCAUCCUGUUGCUUUGAUUCUUCUGGGCUACUAUUGCUUGCUCCUCAAGAAACUACAAGGUCACUGGUUCAUUGGCAACUAUCCUCUACGACUGUUGUAUCUCGUCAAAGGGGGGUUAGAACUUCGAUGGCAUUGCUAUAUUGAUUCCUUGAUAAAUAGGUGGGAGGAAGGGUUAUAG
Molecule: messenger RNA, 1437 nt
Organism: Clonostachys solani
Lineage: Eukaryota; Fungi; Ascomycota; Sordariomycetes; Hypocreales; Bionectriaceae
Source: the annotation of a GenBank genome assembly